Molecule: messenger RNA, 1047 nt
Organism: Topomyia yanbarensis
Lineage: Eukaryota; Metazoa; Arthropoda; Insecta; Diptera; Culicidae
Exons: 1
Coding region: 1-1047 (348 amino acids)
Source: RefSeq, a predicted model, not a curated record
AUGAGUGUUUGUAUGGUUUCAUCAAACCACCGUUCCAACUCACCAUGUUUUGUGGACGUCAUCGUGGAUAGCAAAAUUAUGCAGAUGGAGAUAGACAGUGGUUCAGCCGUGUCUGUCAUCUGCAAGCGAUUUUAUGAACGGAAGUUCAGAGAUAGUCCGUUGUUGGAUUGCUCUUUGAAGCUUGCCGUUGUCGAUGGUGCCCAUUUGUCAGUUGUUGGACAGAUAGCUGUAUCAGUGGAGAUCAACGGCCAGCGCAAUGAUGUUUCGUUGGUGGUGUUGGAGAGCAACAACAUCAUUAUGCCGUUGUUUGGUCGUGAUUGGCUCGACAUUUUCUUUCCAGUCUGGCGGAAUGCUUUCCGAAAACCGAUGUCGGUGAACCAUACGAGCGUUACUAGAGAGGAGAAAGUCAUUGAGGAUUUGAAAACUAAGUUCCCCAAUGUAUUUGAUAAUAAUUUUUCUACUCCUAUAACAGGUUUUGAAGCGGAUUUGGUACUAAAAGAUGAUACGCCGGUUUUUAAGCGAGCUUAUGAAGUUCCUUAUCGUUUGCGUGAUAAAGUCAUCGAGCAUAUUGAUUCCUUAGAGCAAGAUGGUGUGAUUUCUCCCGUCGAAGCAAGUGAGUGGGCUUCUCUGGUCAUUGUUGUUGUGAAGAAAGAUCAGGGAAUCAGGAUGGUAAUUGAUUGUAAAGUUUCCAUCAACAAGCUCAUCGUCCCAAAUACAUAUCCGCUACCGUUGACUCAAGAUUUGUUUGCAUCGUUGUCUGGUUCAAAAGUUUUCUGUUCUUUAGACCUUGCUGGAGCUUAUACUCAGCUUUGUCUUUCCAAAAAGUCGAGGAAGAUCAUGAUUAUCAACACAAUCAAGGGUCUUUAUUCAUACAAUCGAUUACCACAAGGAGCAUCUAGCAGUGCUGCUAUUUUUCAAAAAGUGAUGGAUCAGAUUUUAAAAGGUUUGGCUGGAGUGUUUUGCUAUCUAGAUGAUGUUUUGAUAGCUGGUGAGGACUUUGAGGAGUGCAGAAAGAAAGCUUUAUUUGGUUUUAGAUCGUUUGGCUAA